GAAAAAGCUUGCGUGUUCGGCACAUGUGGGUAGACCGAAAUGAUCAAACUACUUAGAAAGAAGGAGAUUUUGCUUGUAGCACAAAAAGGUAAAACUAAAACUAUGUAGCCAUAGGUCAUGCUAGACACAACUUGUUAAAUAGAGGAUAAAUUAAUGCGACUACAGUCUUGUCCAACUAGAAUUCGCGAUGUACUAGGAUAACGCGGCGGUAGUUACAUACUCGGUGCAGCUUGUGUUUGUCCACUCAUUGCUCCACUACUUCGCUGCUACAUCAUCACUACUUGUGGAAUGGUUGCUCCACUACUUGUUCAAUCGCUGCUACUUCAAGAGCAAGAAAGUUAAAGUCACGCUAGUUUUUUUUUGUCAAAGUCACGCAAGUUUUUUUUUAAGUACUAUAGUAAGUACUAUCUAUACAUAGUAACUGUAACAUACAACGCUGUCGUGGUUCGCAGAUGUGACACGUCUGGAUGGCAAAUGAAGAAGAACUGUCAAGCUCGUGGUCAGGUCACACAGGGCUACCUGAGUCGUGCCUUCUGCAUACAAGCGCUAUUUCGUUCCAGUUGGUGGCUCCAGGUCGGGUCAUCAGCCACCACGCACAUAACGUCGAUAGAGCGCUGCAGUGCGAUCUUCUCAUGUGGUGCAGUUCUCGAACCCUGAAGCGCUACGUUGGUUUAGGGCUUAACCACGACUGAGGUAUUUUGUUCGGCGCCCAUCGAUUUGUUUCAUGCGUACGACCUCGGUCGACGUGACUGACGACGUAACAAAGUGCGACGACGUCCAUUUUUUUCAUCACUCUGGAAUUGAGGCAGCAGCAGCAGCAGGAAUAUUCGAUUGUGAAAGCUGAAAAGAACAGCUUCCCAGGAAAGGGCUCGACGCAAGAGCAGCAAUUGGAGAGAUGUUGCCCACCAAUACUCAACAGGAUGUUCUGGAUCUCUCACAGGGAAGAGGCGGCCCGCGGAGUUCAUGGACGAUGACCUCGCUGAUGGUGAUCGGAUUAUUGGUUAAGGCUCAAGAGGAGCGGUUUGGAUUCCAUUUCCCUAUAUUUCCUUGUUGAAUAAAUAUUCUUGAGUUUCUAAUUCGAGAACAGCGAUGGCGGGAUACGAUACUGCGGUAGUUAGUGGGACCAUCGACUUUAUGGCGGAAUCGCUGAAGUUCCCGAGAAAGGACGAUACUUUCCAGCGGACUGCAGUGGUAGCAUCCACGACGAUAUGCGCCAUGCUUAGCGCAUGCGCGCAGGUGCUUAGCACUACAGGACAAAGUUUCGGUACUUGUGUGACUUGACUUCUAAGAAACAACUACAGUGUGUAACAGGAAGAGAAACUGAAACUGGAUUACCCAUCAUCAUCAUGACUGUUUUGCAGGAUGAUCAUUUUCUCCAAAGAUCGACUUUUCAGUACUCCUCCUCUUUUUUCGAACUUAUCUAUUCGACCUUUGGUUUCUUUCAUCAGGCAGACGGCCGGUCCUCUGCGCAGGGAUACUCCUACACUUCGUCGGAACAACGAUGUGCGUAUUUGCUACUGAGUACUGGUUUCUGAUUGCAGGGAGGUCCGUUGUCGGCCUAGGCGCAGGCUUUAUCUUUGUGGUGCUGCCGAUGUACCUAGGCGAAUGCUCUGCAGCAAGCUCUCGUGUUAUGGCCUACUAAAAGUACAAGUAACAUAGUAUGUAAGUCGAUCUAGAACCAUUGAUUCACAUCUCCGCACAGGUCAGGUCAGGAUCAUGUACUCUUGGAAUCAAUACGAUCAACAUUUUCAUCAUUCUUCUUCACGAACGUUCUCGCUGUCUUUCUUCUACUUCGUUACCCUCACCUCUCCUCUAAUCGCUGUUGUUCUACAACUUGUAGUCAAUGGCUCCACUCGGUGUCUACAACUUGUCAAGUCCAGUGGCUCUAAUCGGUGUUCUGCCGUGGCGAGUUUGGACCUCUUUAUCGUCCUCGGGCAAGUUGUGGCGGCGAUAGUGAAUGUAUCCUUACAGGAACUUCUGCCCGAUAA
Amoebophrya sp. A25 is the source of this 1988-nucleotide messenger RNA. Lineage: Eukaryota; Dinophyceae; Syndiniales; Amoebophryaceae. The record is from the annotation of a GenBank genome assembly.